This is a messenger RNA of Lactuca saligna, 972 nucleotides long. Lineage: Eukaryota; Viridiplantae; Streptophyta; Magnoliopsida; Asterales; Asteraceae. The record is from the annotation of a GenBank genome assembly.
AUGCACCAAUGGAGGUCUGUUACCAUCUCUUAUCAUCUAAUUCACAAUCAUAUCCAUUCAUCCUUACAUCUGACUUUAACGGUCUACAUUUUUUCGAUUCAAACAGCAGAGGAACAUGAAUCAAAGACUACAAAUCAACCAAAUGGUAACCAUUUUAGUGAAAUUGAAUCGUUUAGAGCCAUAGUUGGUGACUCUGAUGCCAACUCCCUGAAGGAGUUUAUACAUAAGAUAAAUUCAAAUGAUGAAGAUGGAGUUAUAGUUACCAAUACCUCCAUUGUUCUUUCUCCAAGUUCUGAUAAAGUUCAUCGAACAGCAAUUCAUAAUUUUUUUAAAGAGAAACUCAAGUUCUUGGUUACAGACACAGUAGAUGGACCUGAAUCCUCAUCAAAAUGCAUACUUACAUGUCUGGUUCAGCCACGUUGCACAUAUCGAGCAUAUGAUGCCAUGGAUGAAACAACUGCCACUUCUCAAUUGGUUUCAACCCCUCAGGAACAAAGAUAUUUGCUGGAUACAACAGAUCCAUCAGGAUAUUUGAUAUUCAUCACCCUGGUAGAGAUUUCCAACAACAUUCAACCAUCCAAGGAAACUAGGAAGGACAAUCAGGUUGGUGUGGUUAAUUACAAGGGGUCUUAUAGUCAAACUAUAGCAAUACAAAGAGAAGAUAAUAUGGAGCUCUUAUAUGUCCUACAUGGUCAACAAGGUGGGGUUACACAUGUAAGUUCAAUUCUCCAAAGAUGGGAACUAUCUUUGGAAAAUAAUGAAAGAGGCAGAGGUAAUAAGAAGAGGAAAGGAAGAGAUGAGACUCCUUAUGACAGUAGAGGUUCAGAUCCAGCAUCUUGGAAAGUUCCUCAGGUAGUGUCUAUUAUAGCUUGUAAAACUUGCAACCAGUUUGCGGCUAUGUUCAAGAAACAUAGGAGUAUGAAUCAGUUUACAAUUCAUGAUUUGCAGAUCAGUAAUUGUGAUGUUAAGUAA